GAGAACGCUAAACAUACAAAGUGGCUCAGUAAAACUAGUGUAUACUGUAAUCCUUUACUGGACAGACCACAUAAAGAGACAAGAAUUAGAGAUGGAACUAGAUGAAAGCAUAAGCAUGGACGAUCUAGCAUCUUGUGAUAGUGGGCUCCACUCCAACCAAACUACGUUGACAAGCCUUGGGUCUUGGAAGUCGGACGACAGCUCACCUCGUCAUUUACUGAACUCGACUCCUGUAGACUCUCCUGUCCAAAGUCCCAGAAGUCAACGAAAAUUUCCGGGUGACUUUCGACUAAGUGUGGAUGGAGACACAUGGGACCAGUCCUCAGAAAACAAGAACGGAAAUAGAAAUUCAACUUUGAAACAAAGCAUUCAAGAAACGGCAAUCAAAUUUUCGGCUCUUGUGACAAAAACAACAUCACCAGAAUUUCGCUUCAAAAUCGUGCUGUUUUUACUUUUCUUCAGCAUCAUAGUGCUGGUAACAUUCACUACACUUCUAUACCAGCAACACCUUAAGGAAUUAGCCAUUGGAGACAAGAUUAGGUUUCAUGAACUCAAGAGAAAUCUUCAUAUUUUACAUCACGACGGUCGAAAUCACCUGACGGGACAUUUAGGUUUAAAGAUUCCCGCAGAACUGUCUCCGUUGGACUGUCAGUUUUUACACGCAGGAGACAUCUGUGUAGAAUGGAAGUAUCGUGCUCGACUUCACAUCGACUAUGUGCAUGAAGACAGACUUAGCUGUUAUAAUAUCUAUUGGAAAAGUCUGGCAAGGGACACUAUUUUAAAAGACUGUUAUACAUUGUCAGGAGCUUUUUGGUUUGGAAUGGGGGAAAUCAAUAAAACGUCUUUUCCUUUUUCUAAUACAACUCUUCAGUUACAACCAUUUGUAACAGGUAAUGCAUAUCAGUACAAUUUUGGGGCCAUUCUUGAGAGAUACUGGUUAUCUUCAAAGGGAAUUGCAAUUCGCGUAGACCAGGAUGUUCCACUGUACAUCAGUAUGAAUAAUAGUGGCGAUGAGGAACUAUGUUUUGAAGCCAAACUGGAUGGCUUCCCUUAUGAGACGACCAAAACUAAGUUACCUUUUCUACAAUACACAAUCUGUACUGAGGAUAGCAUUAUACUUGCCCACUUAGAUACAGUAAAAAAAUUUCGUACACAGACUUCUAAUAUAACUAAUGACUUCAAUAUUUAUAAGACUCCCGUGUGGGCAACAGAACCAAAACUUAAAAACUUUGUAAAUAAUCAAUCUCUAUUGAGUUUUGUUAAUCAGAUCACAGAACAGAGGCUUGAACCUGGAUACAUACUACUGCACUCUAAUUGGCAAAGACAUUUCGGAGACCUUGAUUUUCAUUCAAAUUCUUUUGGUAGUCCGAAUGAAAUUAUAAACAUACUACACCGUAAAGGAUUUAAAAUAUUAUUAACAGUUCAUCCUUACUUAUGUCUGGAAUCUCCAGUUUUCAAGUUCGGACUAAAACAAUCAUAUUUCAUAUCAGAUUCCGUGUGGAAUGUGCCACUUCUUUCUACUUGGCAAGAUUCGGUGUGUGCAACCAUUGAAAUUGCAAACCAAAAUGCUGUAGAAUGGUUUAUUUCACGCCUUAAGCAAGUCAAAAUAAAAUAUAACGUCGACGGUUUUGUUUUUGUUGGAGGAUAUUCUUCAUUUUUACCACGUUCAUACAAUUACAAGGAUAAGUUUAUAAACCCAGACCGUUCCUUAACUCAAUUUCUGAAGGCAUCUCAAGAAUAUCAACUUUUUGCUGGAACAGGAGUUGGUUUUCAAACUCAAAAUAUUAAUGAAUUUGUCCAGAUUGCACCCAGAACGUCCACGUGGGAUUCUUCUAAAGGAAUCGCGUCGAUUGUUCCAACGGUUUUGACAUUACAGUUGCUAGGGUACCCAAUUAUAAAUACUGGUUCAGUAGGAGGAGAUAUUUUAACAAACAUAAACGAUACAAAACCUGAAAGACAAUUGUAUAUCAGAUGGCUUCAAUUAGCUACAUUCAUGCCAGUGUUACAGUUUUCGUUUCUUCCAGGAGAUUACAACAAAGAAGUGAUCGAAAUCGCUAAUAUGAUGUACAAAAUUCGCGAACAAAAAAUAUUACCCCUCCUGGAACAGUGCCUGAAAGAAUAUGAAGAAAACGGAAUUCCUCCUUUACGACCAUUAUGGUGGCUAGAGCCAAAAGAACUAAAUGCGUUUAUAGCUAAUGAACAAUUUUCUGUUGGAAAUGAAGUUAUUGUUGCUCCUGUUGUUGAAGAAGGGCGAGAGCAUAUAGACGUCUAUUUACCUUCCGGUUGGUGGCGCGACGAAAUUACGGCUGAAAAAUUACGUGGAGGGAAAUGGCUUCAUAAUUAUCAUGUCCCCCUAGACAAAGUUGCUUAUUUUACUCGACUUAGUAACAUAAUGUAAUUUUUACUAUUUUAGACGUGUUUUCACAUUGAAAACUGUUAUGUUAUAAUAUUAACUCGUGUAAUAAUUUUCUAUAUAUUUCAUGUUGAAACUGCAAACUGUUUAAUCCCAGCAUAUUGGAAAAUGUUUGUUUUUAUCCUAAUAUUUCUCUUAAAAGAGAAAUAAACCAUAUUGUGAUUAAAAGAAAAUUAUAGAUGAUUUCUUAUAUAAAUCCAGUAACAUUUAUUCAAAUGGUUAGAUGAUCGAGUUUGUUAAAUAAAAACUUAAAUUCGACACAUUUUACUCUAACUAUAUCCA
Messenger RNA from Limulus polyphemus (Atlantic horseshoe crab), 2695 nucleotides. RefSeq lists its product as uncharacterized. Gene Ontology annotation, biological process: carbohydrate metabolic process. The record is from RefSeq and is a predicted model, not a curated record. The transcript is spliced from 3 exons. Gene Ontology annotation, molecular function: hydrolase activity, hydrolyzing O-glycosyl compounds. Lineage: Eukaryota; Metazoa; Arthropoda; Merostomata; Xiphosura; Limulidae. The coding region runs from base 92 to 2398 and encodes 768 amino acids.